This is a messenger RNA of Zingiber officinale, 855 nucleotides long. RefSeq lists its product as uncharacterized. NCBI's taxonomy places the organism in Eukaryota, Viridiplantae, Streptophyta, Magnoliopsida, Zingiberales, Zingiberaceae. The transcript has 4 exons. The coding region runs from base 160 to 570 and encodes 136 amino acids. The record is from RefSeq and is a predicted model, not a curated record.
AGCAAAGUAUUGAAUCUCUCUCUCUCUCUCUCUUUUUUUUCUCUUUCUCUUUCAUUAUUGUUCUUUCUUUUUUUUUCUUCCUUGUUUUUUCAUCCAAUUUCAUUAGUAGUUUUGAUCGACAUAUAAUUUUCAAGGGGUUCUGAUUCAAAGUUCGCAUCGAUGAGCGAAGUGAAGCAUAGCGUUUCGUGCGACGGCUUCGUCGCCGUCGACGUCGACGAGCUCGCUCAACAACUCGUAGUCAACUCGAACGAUUCCAGCUCUGGCAGCCCUCGACUCGGCCCCGCGGUUAAGAAGAUCCUUACGAGAAAAGGCUGCAUAGGCGGCGUAGGAGGAGGAGAGCAGCAGCAGCAUCAAGGGCCCGGUGAGAGGUCGCCGCUAUCUGUUCACGUAGCGGCGGAGGAGGCGGCGACACCGGAUGGAGGGCGGUGGAACCACCGAGUCGGGACUCGGCGGCCCGCUUCGCCGUGGCUCAACCCCAACCGAGUGGUGAUCGUCUUCGCCGCCCUAUCAAGCAUGGGGACCUUAAUCCUCUUAUACUUUACACUCUCCAUGGUGAAACUUGAGCAGUGACCAUGAAAAUACCUGCUGAAACCACACGCUGUUUUACUUUUUUUUCUUAAAAUAAUAAUAAUAAUAAUAAUAAUAAUUUACAAAAGAAACAGAUGCUGAAUGAAAUUCAAGAGAUGAGCCGAUACAUCAGAGAAAGAGAAUUGUAAGGCUGGCUGAAAGGAAGAGGUCCAAAGCUGCAUCAGUGUGUUAUGUUUGUUUCUUUGUUUGUUUUGUACAAGGUGAGGUUGUGCAAAUAGAAAUAAAUUUGUCAAAUACAUUUAGGGUUUGUUUGUUUUGAGAAAAAAA